UGUUGAAGGCGACUCGGCCGGCACAACAGGUCUUUCUCCCGCGGCUCCCAUUCAACACGUGCUUUUCGGUUGAAAACCCUCGAGUGCACCGCGACGGGAAUGAACAAUCGCUAGUGUGUUGCAGCAGGACUACAGAUUUUCUUGUGCAAUUAUAAGUAAGAAAUGGAAGCGGUGAACGGGUCAGAUUUCGGCGCCGUGCUGGAGCAGUGUCCGCCAGGGCUGCUGCUGCCCUUCCUCGAGGAGUCCAACUGGCGGGUCAGCGUCAGGGCCACCCUCUACAUCAUGGGGCUGCUGUACUGCUUCCUCGGCAUCGCCAUCGUUGCCGACGUCUUCAUGGGCGCCAUCGAGAUCAUUACCAGUAAAACGAGAAAAGUCUACCUCGCAUCCAACACGCAGGGACAGGAUUCCGAUGUCGUUGAGGUUCGAAUAUGGAACGACACAGUGGCAAACCUGACGCUGAUGGCACUGGGCUCGUCGGCGCCGGAGAUUUUGCUGUCGUGCAUCGAAAUCAUCGGGAAGAACUUCGAGGCGGGCGAGUUGGGCCCCGGCACGAUCGUUGGCUCGGCCGCGUUCAACCUGCUGAUAAUCUCGGCCGUGUGCGUCGGCGGCAUCCCCGAGGGCGAGACCAGGAGCAUCCGCAUGAUAAAGGUGUUCGGCGUAACAACGGUGUUCAGCCUGCUGGCGUACAUCUGGCUGCUGGUGGUCGUGGCGGUCACGUCUCCAGGGGAGGUGGCUGUGUGGGAGGCGGUGGUCACGUUCAUGCUGUUCCCGCUGCUGGUGAUUGUGGCGUUCGCCACGGACCGCGGAUUCAUCUGCGGCGUGACCCGCGAGCCGGGUCAAAAGCAAAUCGAGUUGGAGCAGCCAGACGGUAUGGGCGAGGGGGACAAAAUGAUCUCAAAGAGGGGCUUCUUCAAGAACGGCGUCCUAGAAAAAGACGCGUUGGUGGCGUUUGUGAAGGAGGUGAAAAGGUAUCCGGGCCUGUCAGACGAGGACGCAGCUCUGCUCGCCGCCCAAAAAUUGGUCGACUCGCAGCCCCACUCGAAGAUGUGGUACCGCAUCGGCGCCGUGAGGAACUUGUCCGGAGGCAGGAAAACGCAGCUCAAACUGACCAAAAAGCUCAAAGAGAAAUUGGAUUCCAGGUUGCAACUGGUAUACGACACAAUCAACGAGCACCCUGAGGCGCCGAACCUGGGCCCCGUGCCCGAGACUGACAUGAGCAACGCCGUCAUCGAGUUUCACGCGACCACCUGCGCCGUGGCAGAAAACAUUGGAAAAUUCCCGAUCACCAUCAGCAGGCACGGAAACAUCGAGGAAAUGGCCAAAGUCAGAAUUGAGAGCAUCGACGGCACAGCAGUGGAAAUCGAGGACUACAUUCCAGUAGACCAAAUCAUCACUUUUGAGCCCAAAGAACUGCAGAAAAAGGUUGAGAUUGAAAUCGUAGACGACAACCAAUGGGAGCCAGACGAGGAGUUUUUCCUGAAGCUCAGCUUGAUCCCUUCCGAGGACAACACGAACGUGCAGCUGGGACACAUGUCCAUCAUGGAAAUCACGAUUUUAAACGACGACGAGCCUGGAGUUUUGUCGUUCAGCAAGCGCGGAAUUUUGGUCCAGGAGAGUAUCGGCAUGGCCAGGAUUCCGGUGGUGCGGACGGGCGGCGCGGACGGCGAGGUGUCCGUCAAGUGGAGGACCAAAGACAAGUCGGCCUUCAGCGGCAAAGAUUUCAUAGGAGGAGAAGGAAUACUCACUUUCCAGCACACAGAGACUGAACGCAUGCUUGAGAUUCCCAUCAUUGAUGACAUGGAGCCAGAAAAAGACGAGCACUUUGAAGUGGAGCUAUUCGAGCCGAUGGGUGGCGCAAAAUUGGGCCACAUCGCCAGAUUGGCAGUCACCAUCACCAAUGAUGACGCCUACAAUAGCAUCACGGACCAUCUGAUGAAAAUGACGAACGCGAAUAUGGACGCAAUGCGGACGCACCAGGACACUUGGGCUUGCCAGAUGAGGGACGCGAUGAACGUGAACGGCGGCGACCUGGAGAACGCCACAAACAUUGACUACCUCAUGCACUUCCUCACCUUCGGCUGGAAGGUGAUUUUCUCCUUAAUUCCUCCACCCAGCCUGCUCGGCGGCUGGCCGUGCUUUUUUGUGUCACUUGCCAUGAUCGGGGUCAUCACGGCCGUCGUUGGCGAUUUGGCUUCCAUUUUCGGCUGCUUGGUCGGACUCGAGGACAGCGUAACAGCAAUUACGCUAGUGGCGAUGGGAACUUCGUUGCCAGACACAUUCGCGAGCAAGGCGGCGGCGGUGCAGGAGAAGCACGCGGACAACGCCAUCGGCAACAUCACGGGCAGCAACUCCGUGAACGUGUUCCUCGGCCUGGGGCUGCCGUGGAUGAUGGCGGCGCUGUACCACGCGGCCAACGGCACCGUCUUCAAAGUGCCCUCGGCAGGCCUGGGCUUCAGCGUUUGCAUCUUCACGAUGGUGGCGCUGUUGGCCAUCCUGCUGCUCAUGCUCCGCCGGCAGCUCUCCAUCUUCGGCAAGGCUGAGCUCGGCGGACCCUUCUGGCCUCGCGUCUUCAGCGUCUGCUGCCUCGUCGGACUCUGGUUCCUCUACGUCACCCUCUCCUCCCUCCAGGCUUACAACAUCAUCAAGGUCCACUUCUAAAAACAAUUUCACCUCUUUGUUUUGUAAGCAUAUUUUAAAUUGUACAAAAAAAAACUGGAGUUCAUCAUUUUUUUUUUAAUUUUUUGUUCCUCCUUAAUUUUCAGUUAAGUUUUUAUUUUUUUUCGGUUAAAACAUACAUAAAAGGUAUGUAAUAAUUCUAAUUCUGGUAGGGGGUUUGGACUUUUUUUAUUUGAUGUUGCUGAAAAUGCUGAAAAAAUAUCCAGCAACUUACCAAAUUCUGAUUUUUCCCCAAAAAUUCGAAUUUAAAUGGGAUAAAAAACUAAUUUUGAGAAUUAAACAUUUAAAGUGUGGAGUUGUUUUUCAUUUUUCGUUAUUUAUGAAAUUUGAAGAAUUAUUUUUUCAUAUCCCGUAAAAAGAGCAAAUUAAUCUCGCCUCUUUUCCGCCUUGUGUUUGAUCGUUGGAGAAAAAUUGACAUUGUAAAUGCUAUUUAUUUAAAAAGAGAAAAUUGAAGAGGAUUUAAAUUCGAUAAUAGUGUAUUUUUGUUUGUAGCCUCUGCCAGAUGGCAUCACCGUCUUUUUGCAAACUUUAAGACCCAUUUUUGCCCUUUCGUCUGCUUUCUAAAUUAAAUAUCUUUUAUCAUGGAUGCUGAAAACAUGCAAAAUAAUUUUUUAAAUAAAAGUUUGAAGGCCCGUCUUAGUGGUGAACGUUUUGCCUGUUAGUAAUUAAAAAAUCUAUCCAGAGUAAAUCCGUGCAGAGCUAACAAUAUGCCAUUUCGUAAAUUUAAUUUAAUAAAACUCCCUCUCAGUAUGUUUUUAAUUUUUUGCUCUUGUGGAAAAUUGAAACGACAGAAAAUACUAAACUUAGAAUAAUGGUUGAUAUCUGCAUUGACAGGCCGACUAUUAGAAAUAUUGAAAAACGUGUCUUAAAUUUAAAUACAGGCAAAUUGACGGUGCUGUCAUCUUUUGGGGGCUUUGAACACCACAGACUUUCACAACACAGAAACGUAUAUAAUUAAUUGAUUAUAUCGUGAUCGUGAAAAGCAUUUUAUUUACAUUCCAUAUCUCUCACAUUUUUUUAAACUCAUCAUCACUAUAUUCUAAGUUUGAUUUUCGUCUUAAAUGUGUAACAGCAGAAAUUAAUUCCUCACGUGUAAGUUCAAAUUUUUUAAUGUUACUAAUUGUAAGGUCAGUGCAGGCAGCUAUAUGUGAAUUUUAAAAAAUGCUCAUAUAAAAGUAAAAAUAUUUUUUUUUUUGUCUUAUUGAAAUCUCCAAUAUUUGGCCUUUCGCUUCGUAAUUUUCGCUUUUCUCACGCUUAAAGCAAAAUUCCUUCUUUUGAUAUGAAAUUUACUCUGAAUGUGAUGCAGUAAUAUGUCAUUCUAAAUCUUCUGUGUGUGUUGAGAGAGAAUUAAAACGGUCAAAAACGUGUAUAUUAUAAAUAUAUUUGACCAAUAAAAAGUACCUUAAAUUAUUGAAUCAAUGCGUA
This is a messenger RNA of Cloeon dipterum, 4101 nucleotides long. RefSeq names its product sodium/calcium exchanger 2-like. Lineage: Eukaryota; Metazoa; Arthropoda; Insecta; Ephemeroptera; Baetidae. The transcript is spliced from 15 exons. Gene Ontology annotation, molecular function: calcium:sodium antiporter activity. The record is from RefSeq and is a predicted model, not a curated record. Gene Ontology annotation, biological process: calcium ion import across plasma membrane; cell communication; sodium ion transmembrane transport. The coding region runs from base 163 to 2658 and encodes 831 amino acids. Gene Ontology annotation, cellular component: postsynapse; axon; sarcolemma.